GCCAGCAGCCUCCGCGCCUGCGCGGUGCGCGCGCAGUGCCGGCGGCAGUCAUGGCGGCUCGGUGCGUGAGGCUGGCGCGGCGCAGCCUCCCGGCUCUGGCGUUGUCUCUCAGGUCCUCUCCUCGGCUGCUAUGCACAGCUACAAAACAGAAGAACACUGGCCAAAACUUGGAAGAGGACGUGGGUCAGAAUGAACAGAAGACAGAUCUUCCCUCUACAGAGAAGACACUCAUGGAAGAGAAGGUCAAGCUGGAAGAACAGCUAAAGGAGACCAUGGAAAAAUAUAAACGAGCUUUAGCAGAUACUGAGAACUUGCGGCAGAGGAGCCAGAAAUUGGUGGAGGAGGCAAAACUAUAUGGCAUCCAGGGCUUCUGCAAGGACUUGCUGGAGGUGGCCGACAUUUUGGAGAAGGCAACGCAGUGCGUCCCUAAGGAAGAGAUCAGAGACGAUAACCCCCACCUGAAGAACCUGUACGAGGGGCUCGUGAUGACGGAGGCCCAGAUCCAGAAGGUGUUCACGAAGCACGGCCUGCUGCGGCUGGACCCCGUGGGGGCCAGGUUCGACCCGUACGAGCACGAGGCCCUGUUCCACACGCCGGCUGAGGGGAGGGAGCCGGGCACGGUGGCGCUGGUUAACAAAGUGGGCUACAAGCUGCACGGGCGCACCCUGAGGCCCGCCCUGGUGGGGGUGGUGAAGGGGGCUUAGGCGCUCUGCGCGAGCCCCCCGCGCUGGGGCUCGGCCUGCUUCAUCUCUUCUCCUCUACGAAUGCUCUUGACCUUUUCCUAAACCUUGCUGCGAGGCUUUAGUAACCAGUGGCUCCACAGACCAGGAAGCCAGUUGCGCAGCUGUGUUGAGGAACUGGAAUUCGGGAGUCUGUUCGUUGAUUUGUAACACGUGUUUAAUAGCUCCACGUGCUCACAGAACAGGCCCACGGGACACGACUGGACCCCGGGGUAUCGUGCAAAGCACUGUGUCUGCUCAGACCCUGGCGGCAUCAGGGUGUUGGAGAUGAAUAAAAGGUCUUCGGGAGUCCCGCUGUUUGCUCGCGGCCGCGCCACGUCCUCUGCGUUUCACUGUCACAUGCGAGCUCCUGGAAUGCCUAGCCCACCGCCUGUCACCGGUGAUGGGAAGGCAAGAGUUUAUAAACAUUUUUCUUGCUAAGAAAACUUUUAUGAUGCCCUUGGUGAAGAACGUAUUUGAGUUCAUUUAUAAUCAGUUACUAUCUCGCUGCUGAGAAUGACCAUCUUCUGGCUUUGGAAGACGUGAGACCAGUGGGCACAUCCUAACAUUCUCACCUCCUCCUUUUGCCAGUAACUGAUUUUGACAGUCAGUUACUUUUGUCCUGUUUUGUUCCUUUCUUUAUAGACGUGUUGAAGUCUAUACCCAACUAGUUACUGAUGACCUGAAGGUAUUUUCCCUAGUAAGAUGGACUUGCUUAGAAAUCUGAGGACUGCAUGCUUGGUAUACUUUAAAUGUUGAGUUUUAUUUAAGAGGAUUAAAGCCCUGGUGUUUAUUUUCCUACAUUCUGAUAACUAUUUU
Molecule: messenger RNA, 1538 nt
Organism: Hippopotamus amphibius kiboko
Lineage: Eukaryota; Metazoa; Chordata; Mammalia; Artiodactyla; Hippopotamidae
Gene: GRPEL1
Product: GrpE like 1, mitochondrial
Exons: 4
Coding region: 51-704 (217 amino acids)
Biological process (GO): protein folding; protein import into mitochondrial matrix
Cellular component (GO): PAM complex, Tim23 associated import motor
Molecular function (GO): protein-folding chaperone binding; adenyl-nucleotide exchange factor activity; protein homodimerization activity
Source: RefSeq, a predicted model, not a curated record